AUGUUGGGUUUCAAGGGUGUUUGUGUGUUGGGCCUAUUGGUCCACGCUGUUGUUGGACAGGAUGCUGUUACGGCGAGUGGAACGAACUUUACGCUGACGGCGGAUGGCAUGUCGUACCUUUUCCAUGUGGAUACACAGUCUGGAGAUCUCAGAUCAGAUCAUUUUGGUGGUCCGGCAACGGAUUUCACGCCUCCUGCUCGUAUCUCCUCUAGCGGAUGGGUUGCUGGAGUCGGCAAUGCUCGUCGCGAGUUUCCUGAUAUUGGUCGUGGCGACUUUCGCUUGCCUGCUAUCCAUAUUCAGCAUGCGGAUGGCGACACUGUAACGGCUCUCCGGUACCAAUCUCACGACAUUUCGCAGGGCAAACCUUCGUUACCAGGGCUUCCAGCGACGUAUGGAGAAGCUGGCGAUGUCACUACCGUGACUGUACAUCUGUACGAUAAUGUGUCUGAUGUUUCGGCCGCACUUUUGUACUCGAUUUUCCCAAAGUACAACGCUAUUGCACGUAGCUUUACCAUUACAAACAAUGGAACUGCAAAUAUCUCGAUUGAGAGGGCAGUGAGCUUCAGUACCGACUUUCCCAAUGUCGAGUUGGAAAUGAUUGAGCCUCAUGGCGAUUGGUCUCAUGAGUUCCAGACAGUACGGAGACCAAUUGACUAUGGCGAGACUACAUUCCGGAGCACUGCUGGAUACGCAUCGCAUCUGCACAAUCCUUUCUUCUCACUUGUAUCACCCACUACCACUGAGUCGACUGGAGAGGCAUGGGGAUUUAGCUUGAUUUGGACUGGCAGCUUCGCCGCGACAGCUCAGCGCUUCUCCAACGGUUACGUACGUGUGCUUAUGGGCCUCAACCCAAUCCAUGCAAGCAUUCCUGUUGGACCGGGUGAAACUUUUCAGUCUCCCGAGGCCGUUGGUGUCUACUCGUCAGAAGGUGUAGGAGGCAUGUCGCGGUCUUUCCACGACCUCUACCGUAACCAUCUCUCCCGUUCGAAAUUUACGAACCAGACGCGGCCAAUUCUGCUCAACUCAUGGGAAGGUCUGCAAUUUGAUAUCAACGAGACUUCACUCGUCAGUCUUGCUGGUGAGGCAGAACAGCUCGGUAUCGAACUCUUCGUCAUGGAUGAUGGUUGGUUUGGCACCAACUACCCGCGUAACAACGACUCGCUCGGUCUUGGUGACUGGACACCCAACCCGGCCAAGUUUCCCAACGGUCUCGGUCCAUAUGUUGGCCAAGUAACCGACUACAAGGUACUGAACGAGUCAAAGCCCAUGCAGUUUGGUAUCUGGGUUGAACCAGAAAUGGUUAACCCCAACUCGACACUGUACCACGAGCAUCCUGACUGGGUCUUGUCUGCUGGAAAGCACCAAAGAAGUCUAACGCGCAACCAACUAGUUCUGAAUGUCGGACUGCCAGAAGUACAAGACUUCAUCAUCAACACCGUUUCCAACAUCCUCGACUCAGGAAACAUUACCUACGUCAAGUGGGAUAACAACCGCGGAAUUCACGAGAUGUCGCACCCAUCCGACGACUACAAAUACAUUCUCGGCCUCUACCGCGUCAUCGACAAUCUCACCACCAGCUACCCUGAUGUCCUCUUCGAAGGCUGCGCCUCAGGCGGCGGCCGCUUCGACCCAGGUCUCCUCCACUACUGGCCUCAAUCCUGGACCUCAGACAACACAGACAGUUCUGACCGUCUCACUAUCCAAAUGGGCACAUCCCUCGUGUACCCGCCCUCGGCAAUGGGCUGCCACAUCUCCGCCGUCCCCAACCACCUCACCAACCGCAACAUCAGCUUCGAAUACCGCGGUCACGUAGCCAUGAUGUGCGGCUCCUUCGGCCUUGAACUCAACCCUUCGGAGCUCUCCGCCGAAGAAGCCUCCGCCGUCCCCGCCAUCAUGGCCGCCGCAAAAGAGGUAAACCCCAUCGUCAUUUCAGGUGACUUCUACCGCCUCGCACACCCCGCACAGUCGAAUUGGCCCGCAGUACAGUUUGUGAGCCCGGAUGGCGCGAAGAGCAUCGUCUUUGCGUUCCAACAGGCUAUGAAGAUUAAACCCGCUGCUCCCCCCGUUAGGCUGCAGGGUCUGGAUCCCAAGGCGAGGUAUAGGAAUGAUUUGGAUAAUGGGACGUAUAGUGGGGCGACGUAUAUGAAUGGGGGUAUUAAUGUGAGGUGGGACCCAAUGGAUUAUCAGAGUAAGUUGAUUUGGUUGGAGAGGGUGUGA
Molecule: messenger RNA, 2217 nt
Organism: Bipolaris zeicola 26-R-13
Lineage: Eukaryota; Fungi; Ascomycota; Dothideomycetes; Pleosporales; Pleosporaceae
Product: glycoside hydrolase family 36 protein
Exons: 3
Coding region: 1-2217 (738 amino acids)
Biological process (GO): carbohydrate catabolic process
Molecular function (GO): alpha-galactosidase activity
Source: RefSeq, a predicted model, not a curated record